Messenger RNA from Telopea speciosissima, 1976 nucleotides. RefSeq lists its product as uncharacterized. The transcript is spliced from 7 exons. The coding region runs from base 156 to 1976 and encodes 606 amino acids. The record is from RefSeq and is a predicted model, not a curated record. NCBI's taxonomy places the organism in Eukaryota, Viridiplantae, Streptophyta, Magnoliopsida, Proteales, Proteaceae.
UUUUAGCACAAAGACGUAAAUUCCCGUGAAAAACCUACCCUGUUGCUUCUCUCCACUCCAUCACUUUCCUGCACGAACCCUCUCUGUCUCUUCUUCUUAUCUUUUACUCUUCUAUUUCACUUCCUCAUCUCUUGCUCUCUUCUCUCUCCAGUUGUAUGCAAACAAGCUGGUUGGGGAUUUUGGUCGCAGGCGCUCCAACCGUAAAGGAAAUGAGUUGGUCAUCAAGUGAUAAUUUUUUUGUGAGCUCAAAAUUAGAGGUCUUCUCGAUUGACCUCUCUUCCAAGCCAUUAGAAUUGACACAGAGCAAAGCUGUCGUCUAUGACGGGCCGAAGGGUGAUGAUUUCAAGAAGUUCUUGCGUUCUAAGAACCUUCGAGUAAACCGUCAGGGAAAGGCUAUUGUACGCAUCCAAAAGCGCGACAACGAUGGUGAAUUCCUUGAAUGUCAGUAUGAUAACUUCGUUUUAGAAAUGGUGGUACCGUUGGGCCCUUUUGGUUUCCAGAACUUACCAUUGCCGAAGCCACAAGCGGUGAAUGAAUUGGAAAGCCUCCUAGGCAAUACCAAGGCUGAAUUGGGGAAGAAAAAUGAUGAUCUUAAUGAAUUGCAAAACCUCCUAAACAAUACCAAAGCUGAAUUGGUGAAGAAGAAUGAUGCACUUAAUGAAUUGCAGAGUCUUUUGGACAAUAACAAUGCUGCAUUUACGAAGAAGAAUGAUGCGCUUAAUGAAUUAAUGAAGCUGAAGAUUGAUCAGGACUUGAAUCAUGAAAAGUUCCGACUGACUAUGAUUGGGAUCACAAAUUCAAUGAAGAGAGUGUUUGUUGACUUUGGUCUUGAACCACCGGCAAGUGAAGAUCCAGAAUAUGUGCUGAGACUGUUACAUGAUCUGAUCCUUCAAAAAGAAAUCGGUGCUACUUUCUUGGUAGCCGCAAAUGAGAUACUGGCCUCGAUUGCAAGUAUGUUUCACAAACGCAGUGGCUUAAGCAUUGGCAUGGAAACGAAUAGUCUGACGACUCCAGCCCGUCUCAUUAAGGUUCUUUUUACCUUAAGAGGCUUUAUGGAGUCCCGCUUCUUUAUUGAUGGCAGUGUUAUGGUCAAGGAUUUACGUCUGAUGAACGAGGAAGACCUCCCAGUCAUCUUUCAGGAUUCUGCAGCAGAUGUGGCUGAGCUGAAGCAGAAUAAGGAGAUGGGUACGAAAUCAAUCGAUAACAUCGACAGAAACUCCAUCUUCUAUGGGUAUUUCAACAUUCCGACGGUGGGGAUGUUCAAGGGGGUUUUGACAAGAGUUCAUUUCAACCUGCCGGAUGUCACACUGCCGGAUGAGAUCAUGGUGAAACUUAGAGUAGGCAAACAUAACCUUAAAGAUAAAAGGUUUUGGUUUGUCUAUGCCAACGGGUCAGGUAUAUUUCAAAAGGAGCCUUUAUGUCCUGAAGAUGUCAAAUUCUCCCCUUCUCGGUUCUUAGGUGGCGAGACCGACUUCUUAGGGUUUUUGCUUAAGAUGAAUCGAACAUUCGUUAACAAGGAGGGGACAUAUCUCAAGUUUGAUUUUAUUGCAACCAAGAGUUCAACAGUGGUGAAUGACAAUAUCCUUUACUAUUUGGACAAGGAUUUUGCAUUGAUUAAACCUUUUAGGUUGGUGCAAUUUGAUGUGAAUGAAAGUGCAAUCGAUAUCAUAGAACGGAAGUUUUCAGCCCCUACAUCAUGGACAGGUGGUACGAGUGAUAAAUAUGCCUCCUGGAUUGUAAAUGAAGGUUUGGGUAAUGAUAGUGCUUUCACGUUGAAGGGUAUCUGUUUUAUUGGAAAAAUAACAAAAACCUCUGGUUCUUUUCGUAGUAAUGCUCUGGUCAGUGUAUUCUUCGAACAUAACCAACACAGGGAGAAUUGUUAUGUCGAUGCUCUAGCAACAACUUUCUUUGUUUUAAAAACAGAGAAAAUAACUUCUUGGAACAAUGGUGAAAAGAAGGCUCUGGAAUUUAUUUAA